Molecule: messenger RNA, 1347 nt
Organism: Pseudomassariella vexata
Lineage: Eukaryota; Fungi; Ascomycota; Sordariomycetes; Amphisphaeriales; Pseudomassariaceae
Exons: 1
Coding region: 1-1347 (448 amino acids)
Source: RefSeq, a predicted model, not a curated record
AUGUCCGCGCAGUCGCUCGCCCUCGCUCUCGGCCGCUGGCCAGGCGGCAUUGUUGACUAUGGACGAUACAUCGGCCUCGCAAAGCAAAGCUCACAAAGCAAGAAACACAGGUCGAGGCGACAGGCUGACAAUGAAGGUCUGUGUCUUGCCAAUGAAGUACACCAUAGCACUGAGGGCCUCUGCCUCACCAGUGAGAUCGAGGAUGAGCGGCAUCCUUACCGACCACUCCACCCUGCAACCAUCGACUCAGUUAUGCAGCAGGUACAGAAUGAUAUGUAUGCAGACUCGCAUGAGAAAGAAGUGGUGUCAGCAGCACCGACGCCUUCAAUGGAUACAUGGCCUCAGGAAACUGCGAAGCAUCCCAGGUGUCCCCAUCAUUCGCCGGACAUGCAUGGAAAAGAGAAGAUACUUCGAUACCGUAAUGGUCGCCCAAAGAAUGUACGCUUUCAGGAAGAGUACCCCCACCUCGCUGAGCAAUAUCACGAGCUCGAGGACUCACAGCGCAGCCCCACGGCACCACGAUCGCGAUCUUGCAACGAUCCACCGAAGUACAGUCCACCACAACACGUUAUUUAUUAUGAAGAUUUCCCGCGACAGUCAGAGCAAUAUUACGAGCUGGACGACUUCAAGUACUCGUAUUCACCAGGGGAAGAGGAUGAGAAGGCACUCCUGAGAAGUCUGGCUACCCUCAAUCUGUCCGAUGAACUUCAGGCCUCGAGAACUAUGUCCACGGGCUCAAGCCAACGAGGUCGUAAUGGCCUGAGAACUCUAUUCGGGGAGAAGCACUAUCAUCCAAAGGACUUUUUUGAGUUUGAUGACUUCAAAUAUCCGGAUUCUUCGAGUUCAGCCUAUGAUGAGGCCACACCCCUAAGACAUCAGAAGACGUCCAAGACCCGUAGAGACCCUGGAGCAGAUCAAAGGCGCACGAAAAGUCCGAUUAAACAAGCCUCGACAAGUAAUAAGACAUCGACGAAAGAGAACUCACCAAGGAAAACAAUCGAAAAUUUCAACGAGAAAAGAGACAAAGGUCACCACAAGAGUUCCAGACCAAGGGUUAGUUCAAAAGACUACGAGCCGAGGAAACUCAACUCAACACACAAAAAUAUGCCGAACGGGUUCUGGGGUCAGUACAACGAACCAAACGAAUCGGACACAUGGACCAGGACCUCAUCCUCCAGGACCUCAUCCUCCACCAGGUCGAGGGAAUCAGAGACAUGGUCAAGGGCCUCAACCAGAUCGGUGAAGUCCAAGCACACAGAGUCCCACUCUUUUUUCAAGGCAGACAUUAUCAGCGUAAAUGGCAAAUUCUUUUGUAGUCGAAAACCAAUGAGUCUUUUUAGGCACUGA